UAAUCAAGUGAGUCUCCGCUCUUCGUCAUUUCAGUUCAAAACCCUAAAUCUCUGUAGAGUUUUAAUCUCCUUUCUCACUCGGUCGAUCCAUGGCUCCGAAGCGGCCUCCGCCAAUUGAACAGCCUCCCUCUGCUUCGUCAUCCGAAGGAGAAGAGGAAUCUGAAGAAGAGGUCAGUGAAGAAGAACACCGUGAGGAUGAAAACAGAACGAACGCACAAUCUGACGUAGAAGAAGAGGAAUCUGAAGAUGAGGAAGAGGAAGAAGAGGAGCAAGUGUUCAAGAAGUCUUCUGGUCAAAAGGCCGGUGCAAAAUCGCCACCCUCUGAAGAUUCCGAUUCGGAAGAGUCCGAUUCGGAGCAGACUCAGCCCUCGCCAAGCGCUUCAGAUUUCACUGUCAAGCCGAUUGUCUCUAAGCCGAUGGAAGAUUCCCCCGCUAAGAAGCCGUUCAACAAACCUCCCCCGUCGGGAUCGAAGCAUAUCGUUUCCAAUCAAACGGACGAGCUGACUAAACCCAAGAAAGGCUCGGCCAAACGCACGGUGGAGAGCGGGCAGAACGGGAAGGACUCGCAGAAGAAAAGCAAGGUUUCAAAUGGCGACGAGGAGGAUAGAGCCGUGGAGGAGAAGAAAACUGGUGCUAUUAAUCGGUUGUGGAGCGAGGACGAUGAGAUAGCGAUAUUGAGGGGGAUUAUUGAAUACUCCAAGACCGGAGGUGACAUACAUUCGGAUAUGGCUGCUUUUCAUGAAUCCAUCAAAAAAUCGCUACAUGUUGAUGUUUCGAAGAGUCAGUUGAUGGAUAAGAUUAGGAGGCUAAAGAAGAAGUACCAGGUUAAUUCUGGUAGGGGCCAGAAAGGGGAGGAUCCUGUUUUCUCCAAGCUUCACGAACAUAAGGCCUUUGAGCUCUCGAAGAAGAUUUGGGGUGAUGGAGGCAGUAAUGCGGUUGAUGAUGGCGCUAAGAGUAGCAGUAAAAGAGCAAAAACGAGUGUCAAAAAUAAUGAUGGGGCGCUUAUUGCCAAGGACUUUGCUCUCGAUGUUCCCGUGCAAGAGGGAUUGAAGGGCGAAGAAAAGGACAUAGAACUUGAUCAAAGGGACUUUUGGUCUAUGUAUCCAAUGUUGGGAGCAUCAUUGGAGAUGGAAAAAUGUCAUUUAUCAUUGUCAGAGGCUGGAAGGAAUUUUAUAAAGGAAAACAUGAGCAUUAUUGGGGAUGUGAAGGCCAAGGAGUUGGAAGAAAAGUGGAAGAGAUUGCAAGCUGAUGCAGCUGCUUUAUUCCUGAAACGGUUGGACUUGCUCUCGGAGCAGACAAAGUUGUUUUUGGAUGCAGUGAAUUCUUCAAGGUCAUGAGAUAAUGUUGGAGGCCUGGAGGAAAUUUGACCGCCAAGGAGUGUGUUGGAAGGUGCCAUGAGUUGAUUCGAGAAGGAGUUUUUGCUUAGGGCUUGAAGCAAUCUUUACAGCAGGAGUUGUGGUUGAGUCAAGUGAUUUUUGUUGAAAAUGAAUGAUAGAAAGGUAAGAAAUUUAAUCUAAUUAUGUUUUUGUUGUGUUUGUAUGGACACUGAGUGGAAAAUAGUAGGAGAAAUAUGGAAAAAUUGUGAAAACAAUCAAUGAGUUGUGUGGAGGUCUCUUUUGUUGAAAUACUCAAAUUAGAGAGGCUCUCCAUGCAUAUUUUAUACAACUAUAGGGGUACUUUGUGCACACUUGUAAGAAUUAUAGGGGUACCCAUUGUAACAUAUUGUUGGAAAGAUUAAAAUAAAAUCUCAAUUUUUUCCCUUA
This is a messenger RNA of Diospyros lotus (date-plum), 1763 nucleotides long. Its product is annotated as STOREKEEPER protein-like. Gene Ontology annotation, biological process: regulation of DNA-templated transcription. Bases 90 to 1337 code for a protein of 415 amino acids. The transcript has 2 exons. The record is from RefSeq and is a predicted model, not a curated record. Gene Ontology annotation, cellular component: nucleus. NCBI's taxonomy places the organism in Eukaryota, Viridiplantae, Streptophyta, Magnoliopsida, Ericales, Ebenaceae.